AUGUUCUUUGAUGGAUCUGCACGUCGUAACAGUACCGGGGCAGGUGUUGUGUUGAUCUCUCCAGAAAGACAAGUCUUGCCAUUCUCUUUUGUUGUAGAUGAAACAUGCUCCAACAAAGCCGCAGAGUACCAAGCUUUGAUCGUCGGUCUCGAAAUGGCAUUAGAAAUGAAGAUUCUACAGUUGGAGAUCCACGGCGACUCUAAGCUGAUUAUCAACCAACUUUUGGGGAGUUACGAGGUAAAGAAGGAAGAUCUAUUGCCAUACCAUCAAUACGCUUCUGGUUUACUUGAAAAAUUCGACCAAGUGUUCUUAAGCCACGUCCCAAGAGAAGAAAAUCGCAAGGCUGAUGCUUUGGCUAACUUGGCCACGACGAUGGCACUUGGAGAGAAUGAACUUCUGGAUCUUCAAAUCUACGAAAGCCAUCAUACGUCUGUUCGAGUGAUUGAAGAAGAAGAUUGGAGGCAACCACUGAUAGAGAACCUUGAACAUGGAAAUUUACCUGAAGAUCCGCGACAAAGAACAGACAUCAAACGAAGAGCACCACGAUUCAUCUUCUAUAAGGGGACAUUGUUUUGCCGCUCUUUUGAAGGACUAUUCUUGCGAUUUCUUGACAAAGAAGAAGCCCGCCAAGCGAUGGAGGAAGCACAUUCUGGCUCAUGUGGAGCACACCAAUCUGGUCCCAAGCUCCAUUUUCGCAUCAAGAGGAUGGGCUACUACUGGGCGACAAUGGUGAAGGAUUGCAUGGAUCAUGCCAAAAGAUGCCAAGCGUGUCAAUUUCAUGCCAACUACAUCCACCAACCUCCAGAGCCUCUUCACCCAACUGUAGCUUCAUGGCCUUUUGAUGCAUGGGGACUUGAUGUUGUUGGACCACUUCCAAAGUCGUCAAAGGGACAGAUGUACAUAUUGGCCUCUACGGACUACUUCUCUAAAUGGGCUGAAGCUGUUCCACUCAAGGAGAAAGUUGUUGCAAAGAACAAGAGAGACUGGCAUGAGAAAAUUGGUGAAGCUUUGUGGGCAUACCAGACAACCUUCAGAACUGCUACACAAGCAACUCCUUACUCUUUGGUGUAUGGCGUAAAAGCAGUCCUUCCGUUGGAGCAACAAAUUCCAUCAUUGCGGAUCGAAAUCCAAGAAGAGCUCACAUUCGAAGAGAAUGCUCAACUUCGCCUGGCAGAGUUAGAGGCCUCGGAUGAGAAAAGACUAGUAACGAAACAAAAAUUGGAGUGCUAUCAAGCUCGACUAGCUAGAGCCUUCAACAAGAAAGUGCGACCACGAUCAUUCUAA
This is a messenger RNA of Nicotiana attenuata, 1284 nucleotides long. RefSeq lists its product as uncharacterized. The coding region runs from base 1 to 1284 and encodes 427 amino acids. Gene Ontology annotation, molecular function: nucleic acid binding; RNA-DNA hybrid ribonuclease activity. Lineage: Eukaryota; Viridiplantae; Streptophyta; Magnoliopsida; Solanales; Solanaceae. The record is from RefSeq and is a predicted model, not a curated record. The transcript has 3 exons.